Messenger RNA from Cinara cedri, 4228 nucleotides. The record is from the annotation of a GenBank genome assembly. NCBI's taxonomy places the organism in Eukaryota, Metazoa, Arthropoda, Insecta, Hemiptera, Aphididae.
CUGGGCUUUCUUAUCUAGUACAAGCUGAACGUACAUAAUAUAUUAUCUCAAUUUAAUUCUUUUGUACAAUUCUCAGUAGUUAUCUGAAGAUACAUCAGGAUUGUUAUAAAAUUAAACACAAAUAUGAAAUUGAAAACCGUCAUUACCAAUCAAGUAUGUGUUAUUUUGACCUUAAGAAGAAAAAAUUAUGCCAUACGUUUAUCAUAUUACAAUCUUAAAAUUAUUUAACAAUAAUUAAAUUUUAUAUUUAACAUUAGAUAGCGACCAGCAGCAUUUUAUUUACUGCAAUGCCAGUGGUAUUAGCUAAGGACGAACAAGAACCUAAACUUGUCAAACCUAGAGACUUAUCAAUAUAUACUGAAGAGUCUAAAAAAACAAAUAUGUAAGUACAUUGUAUAACAAUAAUAAAUGUCAAUAAAUUUUGUAUAAAUAUGGGUAGGGAUGCCAAUUAUAGUAUUAAUUAUCCUUUUAGUGAAAAGGAAAAUAAUUGGGAACCAACAAUUGCAUUAGGUGCAAUUAAAACAAUCCGAGGAGAAAUUACUAGUCUCAACCAUCAAUGGUCUAAAAUCAAAGAUAGAGUGCAUACUUUUGUCCUGACUGGAGUCAGCCACUCAGAAUGUAAAUAUUAAUGUUUACUUAUUAUUUACUAUAUUUCAUUAUUAUUUAAAUAUUUAGUUUUAAUAAUGAUUUUAAAUUUGGAAUGUAGGGAGGAAUCUAUUGAUUUUAGGUUUUUUUUAAAUUUUAUUUUUUGUUUGUACGCAACUGAUCUACCAUCAAUUUGAUUCUAAUCAAAAAUUGGCAAAAGACCUUUUGUCGCAUUUUGGACUAAAUAAUUAAUGCAUUGAGAGGUGAUUUUCUUGAUUUUCCAAAAAAUUUUUAAAAUAAUAGAAUAAAACAAAUUUAUGGUGUUAUGAUUUCAUUAUUUUAAAUUGUUAUACUUUAUGUUUUCCACCAAAAAUAUUGCCCUUAUUAGAAAAUGACAAAUUAGAUUAAGUUGGUUAGUAUGAAAGUUGUUAUUUGAUUUUCCAUGUAGUUUUCUUAAUAAAUAAGCAAAAUUGGAAAAAAAAAUAAAGAAAGAACAGCCAAAUAUAUAGAAAUAAUGCUUUCAUUAUUUUCAAUUUGGUUGUUUGUUGCAAUUUAGUUACAAAUAUUCAUAGAAUUUUGAAUAAUGCCAGAAAACUACUCUAUACCGUUUUAGACAUGGUAACAUUUUCUAGUUUUCUUUAAUAGAUACUCUAUGAAUGACAUUGUUAUAUUCAACAAAAAUGUUUGAAAAUUUGACCAGAAGAAUAUCAAAUUUUAACGAAAUCUUAAAUAUUGCAGUUUAUUAAGUUAUACAUAUAACUUAAAUUUGUUCCAACUCAGUUUUUAUUCACAAUGGUUUAUUGUUGCGUACUGAUAUAAACUGAAUUGCCCUCCUAAUCUUACCUUCUCAAUUUCCUAUCUGCAACAGUAGCACACCAAUCAGCCGGCUUAUUUUUUCUUUUAAAUACGUUAAUGUAACAUUUAAAUGUAUAUUUUUAGUUAUAUGUAAUUAAACCAAAAAUAAUGUUAUCAGUAACCUGAAGAUAGUAACAUAGCGAAACUGAGUAGUUAUGAAAAUAUAACUUAAAAUACACUCUAAGUCUAGUUUUUUUGAAACAAUUUUUUACAUUUAUAAUAAGUUUCAAAAUCAAAAACUUCCAUUAAAUUAUUGAUUCCUAAAAUAGUUUGUUAUUCAUAAGUUCAAUAAAUUAUAUUAAAACAUUUCUAUUCUCAUGCAUUAGCAAAUUUAUAAUAGGUAUAAUUUCAGAGAUUAAAACAUUUAAGGGAAAAUCAGUGUACAAAUGUUUGGUAAUCAUAGAAAUCUUGGACAGUUCUACCAUUAUUGAUAUUUAAUAACAUGUAUCUAUGACCUUAAAUUUUGUUUUUGUUUUUCAAUGUAAAGCAUUUCUUAAUGAUUUGAGGCAAGAAAAAAAUUCUAUUCUCCGUACUGGAUUUGUGGCAGGAAGUGGUGUAGUUGGUUUAUUAGUAGCUGCUAGAAAAGGGAAAUUUAAAAAACUUAUCUACACUACAACUGGAGCAUCGGCAGCAUUUUAUGUUGCUUAUCCAUAUGAAUCCGAAGAGGCUACUAAAAUGAUUAAACGUUAUUCUAUUGUUUCUUAUCAUCUGAUAAAUAACGGUUUGUAGUUAAAUUAAUUUUAAACUUUAAUUACUAAAUUACCAAGUAUUAAACCCUGUUGUAUUUUAGUAACAAAAGAUUUAACUGGUUAUGAGCUACCACCGUUGCCAGCACCAAAAAGUGAGAUUGAGGUAGACAAUUCUGGAAUAACUAAACCUGAUUUAAAAGAAUUAUUGUCUUCAUUGACGGACUACAUAAAGAAACCAAUGGAAUAUUUAAAAAAAAUUGUUUUUGAUGAAAAAAACGUAAAUUAACAAAACUCUUAAGUACUUAUUUUGUUGUUGAUUAACUUUUAUUUUUAAUUCUAGGGACCUGCUGACAAGGAUAAAUAAUUACAAGGGUUUUAUCCUUUUCUUUACUAGUACAUAAUCAUUCAUGAUUAUCAAUUUAUUAUACUUAGCAAUGAAAUUAGAUAUUGAUUAACCCUUUAAACAGGCCAUAUUUAAUCGAGCAAUUACUUCUUCUUUGCCAAGUAUUGUCAUUAUUUCACUAACUCCUGGACCAUGCUGCAAACAAAAAUGUAAAUAUAAUAAUAAAAAUAAAAAUAAUUAUUUGAUUAUAAAUUUACUAGCCUUUAGUCCACUAAUAAUGUUACGGAGCAAUUUCAUUAAUGUACUAUAUACAAUGUUAUUUGAUUUAGAAAAUUCUUUUAAUUCCAAUGUUAAAUUAUCAAUAGUAAAAACAUCUACAUUCAUUAAAUGUUCUUUUAAUUUGAUUACUAUAUCUGUAAGAAUACAAUUUUAAUUAUAUAUUAUUAUUAUUUUUUUUUUGUUAAAUAAUUGUGUACAUUUGAUUUUGUUAAACAAAUUAUAUUUGUUACCUUUAUCAUAGUCCAUAGAUUUUAUAGCAAAUUCUGAUGGUUUGAUCCAAAUAAACUUAUAGUUAUUAUGUAUUAGUUCAUUAAUAUUUGUUAUUCUAUUAGCACUCCAUUUUAAUAUUUUACUUAAAUUAUUUUCAGUUACAUUCAAAUCAACAGACUUACUAAAAAAAAAAAAUCAUAUAUUUGUUUUAAUGAUAAGUAAUAUAAUUUGUGAACAUAAUUUUAGUAUAGGAUUAUUAAAUAUUGUAAUUUUAAAUAUCAAUUACAUUGUGUUUACUAGAAUGGAACUAAACAUUUUUUUUUUAUUAAUUUAGGAUUUGUAAAUAAGUUACUAAAAUAUAUUUGCAGGGUGUCCCACCAUGUUGGGCGGAUUUUUCUAGAGGUAUUCUAAGGUAUCACAAUAUACCUUAUUAAUUGCUUUCACACCUAUUUUUUUAAAUAUUUAAAUGGCUAUAGUUAAGAAAUUAUUGAUCGAACAUGAAUAUGAUGCAUUAACAUAUUUUACAAAGUGGUUAUUUUAAACAUUUUGUAAAUGGAAUUUUUUUUUUUUUGGUGAUUAAAAUAAAAAUUUAACUUUUAAUAGCUCAAGAAUAAUCCAUCAAACACGGUAGGACACCCUGAGUAUAUAAUAUGUACAUAGAUACUUUUAGAAUGGAAAUUAAAAUAACUGUAAACUUUUGGUCAUUAUUUCAUAAGCUACCUAUUAGAAAAUAUUUACCUAAUUUAAAUAAUAUAAUAUUAUCAUUGAUUAUAAUUAAAUUACUGUAGAUUUGUCACUGCAGUAUAAUAAAGCAGUAUGUUACUUAUUUGUCAGUACUAUGAAGUGUCUGUCAUCAUCUACCUCUGAUGUGUACUUUAUAUGUCACAGCUUUCAUAAUUACCAAAACCAGUGGUUAGGUAUGACUGAAAAACUGAUUUCCCUAACUGAAAAAAUCUUAAUGCCAUCUAUAGUUUUAUUUUUCCCAUCAAAAAUCUAGCAGUUAAAAUAUCUUUAGUAUUUAUAAUCAAUAGUAUAAAUUAUAUAAAUUGUUGAAAUAAAAGGUAUAUAUUAUAUUAUUAAAACAAUACAAUUGAAUAAGAUCUUACUCGUUAGAAAAUUCAUUUUGAAUAAUAUGUUUUAAAUAUUCAACAGCCUUCUUUCUUCCUAAAUCUGUAGUUAAUUCAAUUUUUAAUUGUGCUUGAUUAAACUUUCCAAGAUUAUCCAAAGGUACUUGACAUGAAUUUGAAUUUAAUAAACCCACAUCAAA